This is a messenger RNA of Tuber aestivum (summer truffle), 5723 nucleotides long. Lineage: Eukaryota; Fungi; Ascomycota; Pezizomycetes; Pezizales; Tuberaceae. The record is from the annotation of a GenBank genome assembly.
AUGCCGGUCACGAAUAAAGUAUCACGGACCACCCAGAACCACAAACAGUCCAACCCAAACGGCGCCGACAAGGCCCCCCAUCAGAAUGCUGGACCCAAACCUCCCCCUGCCACUCCAGGAAAGAAACCCAAACGUGGCUCCAUAAGUGCUCCCAAACAACCUGCGAUGAGGCCUGUACCUCCUUCCUUGGACUACAUCAAAGUCCAAGAAGAUGAGAUUGAGGUAUUGAAGUCCAUAUUUAUGGAUGAUUAUGAAAUGGUCGAAACUGUAGGGGCUUGGAAUGUGAGCACCAUACUUAUCUAUGUUCUCUAGCUUUGAGUCCCCCAAGGUGGGGACUUUUCGAAUUCAUUCAUAAUUUCUAAUGGAUACCUCUUUUGCGUAGAAAUCAAAUUUAUCCUUCAAAAUACAUCUCAAAGCUUCCUCGGAUGAGGAAAUAUCUUGUGUCCUCCAUGUGACUUUUACAGCUACUUAUCCAAAGACUGGUGAGAAACUCGCGAUUCGUCGUCGUCGUCGUCGUCGUUGAUACCCUACUCACCAGCGCUGAUUCUAGCCCCGGAGCUGCGUCUUGUACCAUCCUCUGCCAUCCAGCCAACUCAGGGGGAAAAGCUACAAUCCCUGCUUUCGCAAUCUCUGCGCAGGAACUUGGGACAGGAAAUGAUUUUCGACAUCACCUCCGCGAUACAGGAUGCUUUGGAAGAUAUCGUCCAAUCAAAGUUGGCCGACCAAGACAAACCCAGUCUUGACGGGGAACGAGUGCUAAAGGCAGUGGAGGCUCAACUUCUUGCCAAACAGGAAUCAGAGGAAGCUCGUAAGCGUGAAGAGAGGAUGCAGAUGGAAGCCCGGCGAAAGCUAGAGGAGGAGAUAGAUGAGGAGAUUCGCAGAAAAAAGGCGAAUGCUAAACAGUCUCACGAGAAACGAAGGGCCCCAUCAAUAGACUAUGACGAGGUAGCAACCGAUGACUGCAUUUUGUUUGAUCGGGUCAUCAGUAUCAAGUGUGGGUACAAUGCUGUUCCUGUUAUGUUCCGCAAGGUCUCUGGAAUGGUUAAGAUUGCCACUGGUCCUCUCACGUCUGUGUAUACCGUUCAUCCUGUCCUUGCUCCGAAUCAAGAGAAUAGUCUCCCGCUGGUGCUUAAACAGGCGGAUGUCCCUGAUGUCUUGAAUACGAAGGGCAUGGAUGGGAAAAGGAAGGUACAAAAUCUGGAGUUGGAAUUGGAUGAGUUGAGGGGAUUGAGGCAUAAUAACGUUGUGGAAAUUUACGGCAGCAAGGUUUCCCGCAUCGACGCCUUGUCGAAUGGCGGUUACGAGAAUUCAUCCGGCUCCACGGGAGGUUGGCGAAUAUCCAUACUUAUGGAAUAUUCUAGCAAGGGAAGUCUGCACGAUCUGCUGGAAACCGUGGGCCAACUUAAUGUCGAUAUGGUUAGAGCAUGGACUAUAUCUUUGAUAGAGGGCUUGGAUUACGUACACCGAACGGGAAAGGUCCAUAGAGGAAUCCAUACCAAGAAUAUUCUUUUGUUCCGCGAUACCUCGGGCGACUCAACCAUCCCCAAACUCGCGGACAUGGGCUAUACUCAAGCGUUACGGGAGAUAAUAGACAAUAAGGAUGAGCAUCCUGAAAUCUCCACUGUAUCGCUAGCAAAACCCGUUUCUUGGAUUCCUCCAGAAAACGCGAACCAGGUAAAGGCCAAACAGAAUAAUCGCAAGACAGACAUCUGGAAUCUGGGUAUUAUGAUUCUCCAGAUGCUAUUUGGGCUUAAGGUUGUGGAUAGAUAUUCUUCUCCGUUCGAUCUUAUCUAUGAUAUGGACCUUUCGGAUUCCUUAAAAGAUUUUCUGGAGCGGAUAUUCAGGUCGGACCCAAAAAAGAGACCUACCACCUUUGAUCUACUUCCUUCUGAAUUUCUGAGAAGUAGCGAUCCUAUCCUCGUUCCCGAUACUCCAUCUACUGAGCUCUCAAAGGCGGACUGGCCCGUGUCAAUUAAAGCGAGCUCCAAUCGCCCUCGCCGGGACUCCGCUACUGUCGGGAAUGCUAGCAGAUAUGCCAAUGAUUUCACGGAACUUGGGCGAUUGGGUAAAGGAGGGUUUGGCGAAGUGGUUAAAGCCAGAAACAAGCUCGACGGCAAUGCUUAUGCGAUCAAGAAAAUCACGAAAAUUGGUCGGUCUAAGCUGAACAACAUCCUGCACGAGGUUAUGCUGCUGAGCAGGUUGAACCAUAAGUAUGUGAUUAGAUACUUUACUGCAUGGCUAGAGGAAGAAGACCCCAAUAUACAGGCACUCUCUGAAUCAUCCGGCGGUGAGGUUGAUGAUUAUGAUGACGAUGAGGACAGUGAUGAUAGUGGGCCUGCUGUGUUCUCUGGAAGCUCUACUGGGGCAGAGGAUGAGGACGGAGGGGAUGAUUGCAGCAUGGGGAAUGAAAGUGACGAUGGCAUCGAGUUCACGAACGGCACUGGUGGUUUGGAUUUCAUCAGUGGGGGUGGAUAUUCAGAUGCCAGCUUUGGAGAUGAAAGUGACGAAUCAGAGGACGGGGAAGUUAGUGGGGAGGGAAAAGAGGAGGGUGUUCUCAAGGCCACGAGAAGCCGCGGCAGGAGGGGCCGGGGGCCUAUUUCUAGAAGGAAAUCUAAUAGUGGGCAAAGCUCCAGAUCUACCUUAUACAUACAAAUGUCGCUCGCCGAUCGACUGGUACAUUUUGUCCCUUAUAUCCUCAUUGCCAAUUAUACCCGCUGACGUAGUAAGACCAUAAGAGAUAAGGUCCUUAGCGGCUUGCAUGCAGACGAGGCCUGGAGAUUACUUCGGCAGGUUCUCGAGGGAUUGGCGCACAUCCAUGGACUUGGGAUUAUCCACCGUGAUCUCAAACCCGAGAAUAUAUUUAUCGAUUUAAACGGGAAUCCCCAGAUAGGAGAUUUCGGGUUGGCUACCAGUGGGCAGGUGUCAAACAAGACCGGCCAAGCUGGAUCAGACGAUAUAGAUCUAACUACCAAUGUCGGAACUGUUCUCUACGUAGCUCCAGAACUGAGGACCACCAAGGGCCAUGGCAAAUACGAUGGAAGGGCAGACGUACGUUUUCCGCACCUCGCUUUGAUUUGAUAUAUUUUAUUAGUCUAAUGAGGCGACUUAGAUGUACUCUCUUGGGAUCAUAUUUUUCGAGAUGUGUUACAUUCCUCUUGUCACAGUUAUGGAACGUGGCAAAGUCAUUGGAAAACUCAGAGAAAAGAAGGUCGACUUCCCGUCUGAUUUUGCAACGGACAAAAAUGUAGUCCAGGUCUCUAUCAUCAAAUCAUUACUUAGUCAUGAUCCGGCUGAGCGGCCUUCGAGCACGGAUCUAUUAAACUCUGGAAAAUUACCGCUCAAGGUCGAGGACGAAACUAUCCGUCAAGCAUUACGAACCAUCUCGGAUCCCGGGACUCCUCAUCAUCAGCAGGUUAUGUCUGCGCUUUUCUCUCAGAGUACUAAGGAGUACAAAGACCACACCUACGAUCCUGUGAAAAGCAACCUCUCACGCCACGAUACUGUCCUCCAGGGAAUGGUCAGAGAGCGUCUCGCGGAGAUAUUCAGGCACCAUGGAGCUGUGGAAACCACUAGACCACUCCUGCUCCCUCGAAGCAAGCUUUACAACCGGGGUGUUGCGCAGCUAUUAGAUCAGAGCGGAACAGUCGUACAGUUGCCCUAUGAUCUGACAUUACCCCAUGCACGAUCGUUGGCUAGGCAAGAGACUCUUAGCCCAAAGACCUUUACGUUCGGGACAGUAUACAGGGAGAACUCAGCAGGCGGUCAGCCUCAAAGCCAUGGAGAAGUUGAUUUCGAUAUUGUCAGCUAUGAUAGCUACGACCUUGCGCUCAAGGAGGCUGAAGUGAUAAAGGUCAUUGACGAAAUCCUGGAUGUUUUUCCCAGUUUGCGCAGCGCCCAAAUGUGUUUUCACAUCAAUCAUGCGGACCUUCUGGAUAUAAUCAUGGAGUUUUGCAGGAUCAGCCCAGAACACCAACCUGAUGCAAAGGAGACCUUGAGCAAGCUCAACACUGGCCAAUGGCUUUGGCCUAGCAUUAGAAAAGAACUGAUUACCUCCGGAAUCCUACCGACUAGUCUUGACGACCUCGACAAGUUCGACUGGAGGGAUGAACAAGAGAGAGCAUUCAGCAAACUAAAUCUUCUUCUUCGUGGCUCAGACCUAGCUGAUAAGGCAAACCCGGUUUUUGCUCAUAUCCGCACUGUGAUCGGAUACCUAAAACAAUUUGGCGUCACAAGGAAUAUAUACGUCAAUCCUCUUGGAACUUGGAAUGACAAAUUCUAUCGUGGAGGUGUUGUUUUCCAAUGUGUUGUUGAUUCUAAGAAAAAGGGUGUCUUCGCCGCGGGUGGUAGAUAUGAUAGCUUGAUACAGAGCUAUAGACCAGCUGUCAGAGGUAUUGCAGAAGAAACGCAUGCCGUAGGAUUUAACCUAGGCUGGGAGAAGCUCUUCACCUCCGUGGCUCGUUUCCAAAAGAACUAUGCUAAACUGCAACACAAGAAAGGCGAAGAUGAGAACUUCGCGCCGUGGGUAACCAGGCGCUAUGAUGUUCUUGUAGCCAGCUUUUGCAAAACGGCCCUCAGAACCCACGGAAUAACGAUCCUGCGGGAAUUGUGGGCAAACGGUAUUAGCGCAGAGCUGGCAGGUGAUGCCUCCAGCCCAGAACAGCUGAUCAAUGCUCACAAAGGGGACGGCAUAUCCUGGAUCGUCAUCAUCAAGCAGGGCCCCAAUUCUUCCCUGGACGGAGACCGUUGCUUGAAGGUGAAGAGCUUGCACCGAAAGGAAGAUGCCGAACUGGGGGUCGCAGACCUGGUGCCAUAUCUGAAGAACGAGAUCGCCGAGAGAGAAAAGAAAGAGAGAUCUUCCACUCUUCCUGGAAGCCCAGGGGUGCUGACUGGGAUGAAAUCUCUCACCAGACACCCCAGCUCCGGCGGCGAAAUACCUGUACGCCAAGCGGGAGACGACGGCGACGCGGGCGUGAGGAUUCUCGCGAGCGACCGGAAAGGUAGGAAAAUCAGCAAGGGUAACAUUAUCACUGCAGGUAGAAUCACACUUUCUCCAACAGCUCUUUCUCUAAUAAUACUAACUAUCUCAAACAGCCCAGCGUGCAGCAUCCGAGCUUCUCACAGGCUUCCUCCGGGACGCCCCGAUUGCCGCGAUCGACGUCCGUGAUGAUAUCCUCCAUGCGAUCAAACAUGCAAGUCUUCGCGACCAAGAAGCCUGGCGCAAAAUCAUCCGGGGCGCCCCUGCCGUCGAUAGGAGGUACAUCUCCCAAGUUCAGGAUCUACUCGCAGACCUCAAAGAAAACUCCCGGGCCAACGGAUGCCUCGUGUAUAAUUACCGCACCGGAGGGACUAUUUUUUACUACUUGGCUUGAGUUAUGUCCAGUUCAAGUCAAGAGCGUGGCAGACAGAGUGCAGGAGGAGCCGGAUUUGUGGUAUCUCUUUCUCAUCGUUUAUUCGAAUUCUCUACUGUCUUUUUUCCCCUCUUUUUCCAUUUCCAUCUCAUGCGCCGUAACGACAAUAGGGCGGUGUGUGGCAUUUUUCUUUUCCCUAUUGCGUUGUGGCACUAUACAUUGAGUGCUUUGAAUACCCUUCUAUCUGUUAAUGUCACCCGUAGUUCGAUAUGUAUUAUACCUUUUGCUCUCCCCUAUUUCCUGAGGUUCUGCUACUAGUAUAAGUUAAGCCGCAAGGCAUGAAUGGAGAUCUAGUGCUGCGUGUGCGGUACUGAG